CGCAGAGAAGGGAGAAACUUCCCAUUUGUUCUUGCGAAUUGGAUCGAUAAUCUUAAGGAUGCAAACAAGAGGAGGGAGUUUUGGAUCAUUGGAGGAAGGAAAAGAAGCCAUUAAUGUCAGAACACUAAAUCAAUCCACCAGGCCUGUUCCUGUAAGGCUGCUUCAGUUCAUCCUGCUUCUGCUGGGGCUUGGCAUUGCAUUUUCGUUCCUCAGUUUGUACCUCAGCCGCAGCCUGUCGAUCCCCGGGACCGUUUUCCAGUCGAUGUUAUUGCAGCCGUGCGUUCAAGAAUCGACAACCCUCGCCACCUGGAUAAAGCCUCCGUCGAACCUUCUGCAUGAAAUGAACGAUACCGAGCUCUUUUGGCGCGCUUCACACGUGCCCGUAAUUCGACAUUACCCGUUCGAGCGAAUCCCGAAGAUCGCAUUCAUGUUCUUGACGAGAGGGCCGUUGCCGAUGUCUCCGCUUUGGGAGAAGUUCUUCCGUGGGAAUGAGAAGCUUUAUUCGAUCUACGUUCACUCGUCGCCAUCUUAUUACCGUCCGGAUUUCGCAUUGUCGUCCGUGUUUUACGGGAGGCAAGUUCCAAACCAGGUCGUCGAGUGGGGAAAGAUGAGCAUGUGCGACGCGGAACGGCGACUUCUUGCGAACGCGCUGCUCGACAUAUCGAACGAGUGGUUCGUUCUCGUCUCCGAGGCCUGCAUUCCCGUCCAAAACUUCGAUACCGUCUACCAAUAUGUCUCGAGAUCGUGGCUCAGCUUCAUGGGCUCGUACGACGAUCCCGGCCCUUACGGGAGAGGUCGAUACGACGAAAACAUGACGCCGGAGGUCAAUCUCACCGAUUGGCGCAAAGGGUCGCAAUGGUUCGAAGUGAACCGGAAACUAGCCGUCAACAUUGUUAAGGACACCGUAUAUUACCCCAAGUUCGAGCAAUUCUGUAGACCCGCGUGCUAUGUCGACGAGCAUUACUUCCCGACUAUGCUGACGAUACAAACCCCUCAUCUACUCGCCAACAGGAGCCUCACCUGGGUCGACUGGUCGAGGGGGGGAGCCCACCCCGCCACAUUCGGAAAGCGCGACAUAACGGAUAAUUUCUUUAAAAGGAUUCUCGACGGCGAACCGUGCACCUAUAACAAUGAUUCGACGAAGCUAUGUUACCUUUUCGCCAGAAAGUUCGCCCCCGGCGCCCUCGAUCAGCUGCUCGAACACUCGUUCGAUUUUCUCGGGUUUUGAGAGAUCAACAUUUCUUAUUCUUUUCUGUCAACAUAGGCAUAGAAUGCUGAACAGAUUCAUAUAUAUAUAUAUAGAUCGAUCGAUAGAACGAAGAGUUUUUAACUUAAC
Messenger RNA from Andrographis paniculata, 1336 nucleotides. Its product is annotated as glycosyltransferase BC10-like. Gene Ontology annotation, cellular component: membrane. The transcript is spliced from 2 exons. Gene Ontology annotation, molecular function: glycosyltransferase activity. Lineage: Eukaryota; Viridiplantae; Streptophyta; Magnoliopsida; Lamiales; Acanthaceae. The coding region runs from base 59 to 1228 and encodes 389 amino acids. The record is from RefSeq and is a predicted model, not a curated record.